Capsicum annuum is the source of this 1874-nucleotide messenger RNA. RefSeq names its product calcium-transporting ATPase 2, plasma membrane-type-like. The record is from RefSeq and is a predicted model, not a curated record. Gene Ontology annotation, molecular function: calmodulin binding; ATP binding; ATP hydrolysis activity. Lineage: Eukaryota; Viridiplantae; Streptophyta; Magnoliopsida; Solanales; Solanaceae. Gene Ontology annotation, cellular component: membrane; intracellular membrane-bounded organelle. Gene Ontology annotation, biological process: calcium ion transmembrane transport.
CAGGUGUGCAAGUAAGUGACUACACUCUCCCUGAUGAUGUUAAAAGGGCUGGUUUUGAAAUUGAUCCGGAAGAGUUAGGAUCCAUAGUUGAAGGUCAUGAUCUGAAGAAGUUGAAAUUUCAUGGUGGAGUUGAUGGUAUUGCAAAUAAACUAGCUACUUCAAGUUACGAUGGGCUAUCUACACGUGAUUAUAGUGCUCUAAAUCGCAGACAAGCGACAUUUGGGGUUAACAAAUUCCAAGAAAGUGAAGCUCGGAGCUUUUGGUUGUUUGUUUGGGAAGCCCUUCAGGACAUGACGCUCAUGAUCCUUGGUGCGUGUGCAUUUGUUUCUCUACUUGUUGGCAUUACAAUGGAAGGAUGGCCAGAUGGAGCGCAUGAUGGUCUUGGUAUAGUAGCUAGUAUUUUGUUGGUGGUCUUUGUUACUGCAACAAGUGAUUAUCGCCAAUCCUUGCAGUUCAAAGACCUGGAUAAAGAGAAAAAGAAAAUAGCCAUCCAAGUUACUAGGAAUGGGUACCGACAAAAGAUGUCUAUAUAUGAUCUAGUUCCAGGUGAUAUUGUUCAUCUCGCAAUAGGAGAUCAAGUCCCUGCAGAUGGACUCUUUCUUUCAGGAUUUUCUGUUUUAAUUGAUGAGUCCAGUUUGACUGGAGAAAGUGAGCCAGUGAUGGUCACUGCUCAGAAACCCUUUCUUCUUUCUGGAACCAAGGUCCAAGACGGGGCUUGUAAGAUGUUGGUAACAACAGUUGGGAUGAGGACUCAGUGGGGGAAACUGCUAGCAACUCUCAGUGAAGGGGGAGAUGAUGAAACUCCAUUACAGGUCAAAUUGAAUGGAGUGGCAACUAUCAUUGGGAAAAUAGGCCUUUUCUUUGCUGUUGUGACUUUUGCAGUACUUGUGCAGAAAAUGUAUAGCCGUAAACUGACAGAGGGAUCCCACUGGAGCUGGUCUACAGGAGAGGCGAGGGAAUUAUUAGAAUACUUUGCAAUUGCAGUUACAAUUGUAGUGGUUGCAGUUCCUGAAGGACUUCCCCUGGCCGUAACAUUAAGCCUUGCGUUUGCCAUGAAAAAGAUGAUGAACGAUAAGGCACUUGUCCGACAUUUAGCAGCUUGUGAGACAAUGGGAUCUGCUACAACUAUUUGUAGUGACAAAACUGGCACGCUAACAACCAACCGUAUGACUGUAGUGAAAACAUGCUUCUGUAUGAAUGUCAAGGAUGUGAAUAAGCAGAGUGAUGCAUCUGACCUUUGUUCUGAAAUCCCGAAUUCUGUACUCAAAACUUUGCUGCAGUCAAUUUUUAACAAUACUGGAGGAGAAGUAGUAGCUUCCAAGCACGGGAAACCUGACAUAUUGGGAACACCAACUGAGACUGCUUUAUUGCAGUUUGGUUUAGCACUUGGUGGUGAUUUUCAGGCGGAACGACAAGCUGGCAAACUUAUAAGAGUUGAGCCAUUUAACUCUACAAAGAAACGCAUGGGUGUGGUGCUGGAGCUUCCUGAAGGAGGUUUACGGGCUCAUACUAAAGGUGCUUCGGAAAUAGUUCUAGCUGCCUGUGACAAGGUAAUUAAUUCCAGUGGGGAGGUUGUGCCCUUGGAUGAAACAUCAACUAACCAUCUGAAGACCACAAUCGAUCAGUUUGCCAAUGAAGCUCUCCGCACUUUGUGUCUUGGGUAUAUGGAGAUGGAAAAAGGGUUCUCCCCUGAUGCUGAUAUUCCAGCUUCUGGGUAUACGUGUAUAGGUAUCGUAGGUAUAAAGGAUCCUGUUCGUCCUGGAGUCAGGGAGUCUGUUGCGCUCUGUCGUUCAGCUGGGGUUAAUGUACGAAUGGUUACUGGAGAUAACAUCAAUACUGCAACAGCCAUAGCUAGGGAAUGUGGUAUACUGACU